Messenger RNA from Zingiber officinale, 1310 nucleotides. RefSeq names its product probable plastid-lipid-associated protein 2, chloroplastic. Lineage: Eukaryota; Viridiplantae; Streptophyta; Magnoliopsida; Zingiberales; Zingiberaceae. The transcript has 3 exons. Bases 16 to 1074 code for a protein of 352 amino acids. The record is from RefSeq and is a predicted model, not a curated record.
ACUUGCGUUCCUGAAAUGAUCUUAUCAGUCAAGCAUCCCCACCGCCUCGCUAGUGUUCUUCAAGGGGUAAAGCAAAAUUCAAGGGGUAAAGCAAAUCGCGAGCGAUCGGAGGUUCAGUUCAUGGCCGGCACCGGCAUUUGGAGCCCGUUCGCCCUUAAGUGUGCUCCGGCAGCGGUGGCUAUUCCGGCGUCGACGCGCCUCUCUUCUGUCGCCCCCACCUUCGCCCUGCAUUGGAAAUCCCCCAUUUCAAGGAGCAGAUUGAACCAGAAAACUUCCCCAUCUCCGUUCCGAACCCACGCGGUGGUCGACGAUGACGAGUGGGGAAAGGAGGCAGGGGCGACCGUGGAGGAUCCCCCGGCGGAGGUCCCGGUUGUGCUGAGCGAGGUGGGCAAGCUGAAGCAGAAGCUUAAGGAUCUGCUCUACGGCACGGAUCGGGGUCUGAAGGCGUCGAGCGAGACGAGGGCGGAGAUCGUGGAGCUCAUAACGCAGCUGGAGGCCCAAAACCCUACCCCAGCUCCCACCGACGCCCUCGCCCUUCUCAACGGCAAAUGGAUCCUCGCGUUUACUACGUUCUCGGGAUUGUUCCCGUUGCUGGGGUCGGGGCAGCUGCCGGAGCUGGUGAAGGUAGAAGAGAUAUCACAGACCAUUGAUUCGGAGACCUUUACGGUGCAGAAUUCGGUGAAGAUUUCGGGUCCGCUGGUGACUACCUCCGUCAUCACCACGGCCAAGUUCGAAGUUCGAAGCCCCAAGAGAGUUCAGAUUAAGUUCGAGGAAGGUAUUAUCGGAACCCCGCAGCUGACAGAUGACAUCGUAUUACCGGACAAGGUAGAGUUCUUGGGGCAGAGCAUCGACCUCUCUCCGUUCAACGGCGUCAUCAGUUCUAUUCAGAGUGCAGCAUCCUCCGUGGCCCGAUCGAUCUCCGGACAACCUCCUCUGAAAAUUCCGAUAAGCAACACAAAUGCCCAGUCUUGGUUGCUAACUACCUACCUUGACGAGGAGCUAAGAAUCUCCAGAGGCGACGCCGGCAGUAUCUUCGUGCUCACAAAGGAAACCAGCUCACCGGCGGCGGAAUGAUUUUGAGAUCCUUGUGCUCGUACAUCGGUGGUAGGUAACUGUAUUUAAUGGUGCACGAAUGACUGUUGGAACUUCAUAAUGUGCGAACAAUAUGCUCUGCUUUUCUUUAUACAAAUCACAGAACAUUCGUAGUGCAAAUCAAACUACUUGUUCUAUUAACCAACGAUGAUAAUAGAUUAUAGUAAUAACAUUCAAGGCCCUGGGUUGCCUUGUUGAAGGCUAACCAGAUUAUAGUA